Molecule: messenger RNA, 1905 nt
Organism: Acomys russatus (golden spiny mouse)
Lineage: Eukaryota; Metazoa; Chordata; Mammalia; Rodentia; Muridae
Gene: Asb7
Product: ankyrin repeat and SOCS box containing 7
Exons: 6
Coding region: 829-1785 (318 amino acids)
Biological process (GO): intracellular signal transduction
Molecular function (GO): protein binding
Source: RefSeq, a predicted model, not a curated record
CCACCCCCACCCACCGCGGAUCUGGUUUACGGCUUGGAGCGCAGGCUCCAGUGCGGCUGCUGAUUGGUUGCCGAAGGCUUGGUCCCAUCCCAGUGACCCCAAAGUGCUAGAAGGAGGGGGCGGGGGUGGCCCAGUGCAAAGUGCAUCCCGAAAGCCCCCUGUCGGGACACCCUGCUGCUGACACUUCGGACGAGGUACGACUUGGGGUCUUUCUGUCCCCAGACCUCUUGAGUCCCUUGGUAGCUGGAAGCCUCCGGCCCGGCGCGCGCCAGACCCCUGGUCCGAGCCCCUGGACCGGGACUGCUCUCCCCCCCUCCCCGCCCCCAACCCAAGCCGGCACUUCCUCCAAGCACCCCUUCCCGGAGACUGCUCAGAGGCCAAGACCGCCACCCCCGAGCCUGAUCGGCUAUCUGGAUGCUCUCCGUGCUGGGGCCGUGAAGCACCGGGGAGGAUCAGGAACACGGUGUCCGGCCCUGCCUGGGGUGUUUCUUCAAUGGAGAAGUUGGUGACUGUGGAGGAGGCUGAAAGGAGGGAGAGGAGCUGCAGCUGAGGAGACAGGUGUGAGCUGGCCCGAGGACACGCUCUAGCAGAAGGGGGUCUGGCCACCUACCAGAGAAGCAAUAAACAGAGUGCUUUGGACCAGCAUCCUCUCUAAAGGUGAAGAAAACUGCUGCUCUGGGGCCUGGACACGCUGGGAACCCCUUUCCCACCAUGCUGCACGUACACAAUGGUUAUUAGACGGCCUGUCUACCGAGAGGAGAGACAUUCUUCUGUAAGGCUGACUCCUGUGACCUAAUGUCUGGUUGGUGAAAAGCGGACUCUGCUAGGAUGUUACACCACCACUGCCGGAGGAACCCUGAGCUCCAGGAAGAACUGCAGAUUCAGGCUGCAGUGGCCGCCGGGGAUGUUCACACAGUACGAAAGAUGUUGGAACAGGGUUAUUCCCCAAAUGGCCGAGAUGCCAAUGGCUGGACCUUGCUCCAUUUCUCUGCAGCAAGAGGAAAGGAGAGAUGUGUUCGAGUGUUUCUAGAACAUGGAGCGGAUCCCACAGUUAAGGAUUUAAUCGGCGGCUUCACUGCUCUGCAUUACGCGGCCAUGCACGGCCGGGCCCGGAUUGCGCGCCUGAUGUUAGAGUCGGAGUACAGGAGUGACAUCAUUAACGCAAAAAGCAACGACGGCUGGACUCCCCUCCACGUGGCUGCCCACUACGGCAGGGACUCGUUUGUCCGGCUCCUCCUGGAGUUCAAGGCUGAGGUCGACCCGCUCAGUGAUAAAGGUACAACGCCACUUCAGCUCGCCAUCAUCCGAGAGAGGUCAAGCUGUGUGAAAAUCCUCCUGGACCACAACGCCAACAUCGACAUUCAGAAUGGAUUCCUGUUGCGCUAUGCUGUGAUCAAAAGCAAUCACUCUUACUGCCGCAUGUUCCUUCAGAGAGGGGCAGACACAAACUUGGGGCGCCUAGAAGACGGACAGACUCCUUUGCACUUGUCUGCCCUCCGUGAUGACGUGCUGUGUGCACGAAUGUUGUAUAGCUACGGAGCUGACACGAACACAAGGAACUAUGAAGGUCAGACCCCGCUGGCCGUUUCCAUAAGUAUUUCAGGAAGUAGUCGGCCGUGUUUGGAUUUCUUACAGGAAGUCACAAGACAACCCAGAACCCUCCAGGACCUGUGCCGAAUUAAAAUUCGACAAUGUAUAGGCCUUCAAAACCUGAAGCUGCUUGAUGAACUGCCGAUUGCCAAGGUCAUGAAGGACUACUUAAAACACAGAUUUGAUGAUAUCUGAUGCGCCUGGCCCGUGAGCACGAUUAAGAGUUAUUCCAGAUACUUAAAGGCUUCGGGCCUUGCCCAAAGUAUAUCCUAUGCAAUUUCUGAUUUGUGGUCAAGUCAGAAAGCAGGUAUACAC